AUGAACCCGGCAAUGCAGACGGUAUCUGCCGCCGCUGUCGGCCGCAUAGAUUUUGAGCCAAACAGGCCUUUAGAGAACGUACCAACCCAUCAUUUUGUCGCUGGAACACGACGAUCUGUACGCCAGCAAGAUCGGAUUUUCAGCCUUACUCCUGACACCGCUCAGGCCCCUAACGCCGUCCGUCUUGCCUGCGUGUGGAGACUGGACGCGAUGCCGAUCAAGUGCAAACGGGUGCAACGUUAUCAUAGUGGCGCCCUUUUAGCGCACACCCAUGCCGCCAUCGUGAAUGGAGACGAACACCGACGCGCCGCCAACGGGCACUUAAAUCAGGGCUAG
This is a messenger RNA of Pyricularia grisea, 336 nucleotides long. RefSeq lists its product as uncharacterized. The coding region runs from base 1 to 336 and encodes 111 amino acids. The record is from RefSeq and is a predicted model, not a curated record. Lineage: Eukaryota; Fungi; Ascomycota; Sordariomycetes; Magnaporthales; Pyriculariaceae. The transcript has 4 exons.